AUGCCUGAUAUCAGAGACGAAAUCAAAGAAAUUGCUGAUUUAGGAAAGUCAUUACCUGGAGAGGGAUUCGAUGAUAUGAAUGAGGACGAUAUAAAUCAGCUAUUUGAAUCGCGUAAUGUUGAACUCACUGAAAGCGAACUCAUACAACUGACGGAGAACAAUUAUGAAGCUCAAGAAAAAGGUGAAGAUGAAGUAUUCCCGGUACCAAAGGAGUUGACGUUGAAAAUGCUUAAUAAAUGUUUUACCAUGGCACACGAUCACACCGAGCUGUUAAUCAGGGAAGAUCCUACAAUGGAAAGAAGUUUAAAAACUAAACGAGAGGUUUUUGCAGCAUUGGUACCAUACAAGGAAGUUGAGAAGAAUUUACGCAACGAAGCUAAACAGUCAAAAAUUACGUCUUAUUUUUCUAAAAAUUAA
Molecule: messenger RNA, 417 nt
Organism: Acanthoscelides obtectus
Lineage: Eukaryota; Metazoa; Arthropoda; Insecta; Coleoptera; Chrysomelidae
Source: the annotation of a GenBank genome assembly